This is a messenger RNA of Aspergillus heteromorphus CBS 117.55, 1947 nucleotides long. Its product is annotated as MFS transporter. NCBI's taxonomy places the organism in Eukaryota, Fungi, Ascomycota, Eurotiomycetes, Eurotiales, Aspergillaceae. The record is from RefSeq and is a predicted model, not a curated record. The coding region runs from base 73 to 1764 and encodes 563 amino acids. The transcript has 2 exons. Gene Ontology annotation, biological process: xenobiotic detoxification by transmembrane export across the plasma membrane. Gene Ontology annotation, molecular function: fluconazole transmembrane transporter activity.
CAGCUCUUGCGACUGUCGACCAUUCUUCAAUCUAUCAACUCCACCAUCCUGCCUCUUACGGCCUUUGUUUCGAUGGAAAACCUCCUCCGUGAUGCCCCGGUCGGGCAGUUGCUUCGUCUGUUGACACGAAAUCGGGUUUUCCAGUACCCUGAAGAGCGGUCUGACUUUACUCUGCCGGUCGAGUACACAGUGGCUUUAGCAAACCACAAACCCAAGCCACACUCAUCCGCUAACAGUACCCUGGUGCCUCGAGAUAUUGAAUCAUCCAGUGCCCUGGAUGACCUGGAAAAGGCUACACCUGAAGAAGAUCUGGCAAUCAGGAAAGAGACCUCUAUUGCCCCCAAAGAAGAUAAGCAUGGCCACAUCCUCGUGGAUUGGUACACGACGGAUGAUGCAGCAAACCCUCAGAACUGGACCCAGACCAAAAAGGCUUUCGUUUCGUUCAUCAUUUUCAUCUACACCUUCAUUGUCUAUACUGGCUCGGCGAUCUACACGUCCUCUGAGGAAGGUGUCACCACUGCCUUUGGGGUUUCGAUCACGACUGCCUCUUUAGGCCUGUCUCUAUACGUGCUGGGAUAUGGCGUUGGUCCUCUUGUGUUCUCACCGCUGUCCGAAAUCCCCUCGAUUGGUCGGUCACCAGUGUACUCCAUAACCAUGUUCCUCUUUGUUAUCAUCUCCAUCCCUCUACCGUUGGUGAACAACCUUGGUGGUCUUCUUGUUCUGCGAUUCCUCCAAGGGUUUUUUGGUAGCCCCUGCCUGGCAACCGGCGGUGCCACCAUGCAAGAUAUGUACUCGCUUCUCUACCUCCCAUAUGCUCUCAGUGUGUGGGUGAUAGCGGCAUAUUGCGGGCCUGCUCUUGGCCCCCUCAUCUCUGGUUUUGCAGUGUCGAACAUGGGCUGGCGGUGGUCACUGUGGGAGAUCUUGUGGGGCGCUGGACCAGUCUUCAUCGUGAUGUUCCUCCUGCUCCCGGAGACUGCAGCUCCUACCAUCCUCCACCACCGUGCCCAUCGUCUUCGGAAGCGAGUUGGGACUGAUCGCUUCCUGUCUCAAUCGGAAAUUGACCAGAAGGAGCUCAAGCCUCUCGCCAUUGCCAUCGCAGCCAUAAUCAAGCCAAUCGAGAUCACAAUCAAGGACCCCGCAGUCCUGUUCGUGCAAGUAUACACAGCGAUCGUCUACGGGAUCUACUACUCUUUCUUCGAAGUCUUUGACCUCGUCUACCCCCCGAUGUACGGCUUCACGCUCGGCACAAUCGGCCUCGUCUUCCUCUGCAUUCUGGUAGCAUGCUUUCUUGCCGUCCUGUCCUACUUCGCCUACCUGAGCUACUACCUCAUCCCGCGUCUCCUAAAAGGCCAAUCCACCUCCCAGGAAAGCCGUCUCGUCCCAGCUCUAAUCGCCUGCUUCGGACCCCCAAUCGGGCUAUUCCUCUUCGGCUGGACUGCAAGGCCAUCAAUCCACUGGAUCGUGCCCACGAUCGGCAUCACUAUCUAUGCUGGCUCGGCCUUCGUGGUCCUGCAGUGUGUGUUCGUGUAUGUCCCCAUGUCGUACCCGAUGUACGCUGCGUCACUAUUUGCUGCGAACGACUUCUUCCGGUCUGCGAUGGCCUGUGGGUCUGUUUUGUACGCGAGGCCCAUGUUCAAUAACCUGGGUAUUGGGAAGGGGAUCAGUCUGCUGGGUGGACUGAGUGUCAUUGGCGUUAUUGGCAUCUUCGUGCUGUAUUGGUAUGGAUCGGUCCUGAGAGCGAAGUCAAAGUUUGCUAUUUCCUAGUGGACGAUGACUUGAAUUGGAACGGCGGUAGAAGGGUGGCCCCUGAGACAAAGGAUUUGGGGUUUGAAAACGAGUCAUGUUUACAUGAAUUAAUAUUUAAUACCUGUCAUGUCGACAACAUAUGGGCCUGGAUGUUGGUCCUGAUUGUCUCAUAUUUGUUUGAAAAUCCUCUCAACAGAAAAG